Messenger RNA from Rhizoctonia solani, 1164 nucleotides. RefSeq lists its product as uncharacterized. The transcript has 2 exons. Gene Ontology annotation, biological process: tRNA modification. The coding region runs from base 1 to 1164 and encodes 387 amino acids. The record is from RefSeq and is a predicted model, not a curated record. Lineage: Eukaryota; Fungi; Basidiomycota; Agaricomycetes; Cantharellales; Ceratobasidiaceae.
AUGUCCGCACCUCUCCCACCAUCAGGAUCGUACAUCUCUUCGGUCCGCGAAUCAUGUCGCGCUCUCCGCACCGCAUCAGGCAUAUCGAUACCCCCCAACCAAAUCGAAGCACUGUUGCGUGCCCCAGCUCUAGUCGAUACGUUUUCCCGACUCGCAUCCAUCCAUGGAAUCUCCUUCCCACUCUCCUUCCCAUCUCUCAAAUCCGAGCUCAACUUUCUUGCCACUCUUGCCUUGUUGAAUUUUGCGUCUGGGUACCGAGAAGCCUUGCACAAAGCCACUGGUCGAGGGGCGUAUGAUAAUAUUCGACUGCUCGUUAUGGGGAUGUACAUUGACUCUUCGGAUUCGCUCAUGUCCGCCCGAGGAUGGACCGAAUUGUCAGACGGGCAGAUUGCGCAGCUGUUGAAUGUGUCGAUUCAUGAAGAACGGGCGCACGAGACGAUACCUGGUCUAGUCGUUGCGGAGCGAGGAGGACAACUGAGUGAGCUCGUAGGGUUGAUCACGAGGACGUUGAAAGAGGCUGGAGAGGUGCUCGUCAAGGGUGGAUAUAGCGAUUUGGGCGCGUUUGUGGUUGAGGGACUGGAAGUUGCCAAGGGAAGCGCGGAGGUGCUUGUUGAGAGGCUGGUCAAGGCGAUUCCGGGGUUUAGGGAUAUGGGUGUUGUGGAUGGACAGCCGGUGUAUUUGUUCAAAAAGGCUUUAUUCCUUGUGCAUGCUAUUACCCUUCGGUUCCAAGGAACGAGUGGGAUAGUUGUCCCGGAUACAAGUAAUUUGCCCGUCUUUUCGGAUAACGUCUUGCCCUCUAUGCUUGUCCAUCUCGGAAUCCUAGAUCUUUCUAGCGGACCUGCCCCCUUGAAAGAAGCAUUCCCGGACGCAAACAAUCCAGACAAAAUUACUAAACUCUACGAGGCUGCCAUACCAAGCGAAGCCAAACGAGGUUCUCCAACUCGUAAAAGCCCACUGCUCGACGCACGAAACGCAUACAUCCUUCGUGCGGCCGCUGUAGAUGCAUGCGAAGAGAUAGUGAGGGUCGCGAGACAAGGCGAGGAAGAAUGGGGGAAGAACAUGACGCUGCCUGAAUUGGAUGGGUGGUUGUGGAGUGUUGCAAAGGACCGAACGGAUUAUAGGGAUUUGCCGAGGUUUGCAGAAAGGGGAACUGUGUGGUAUUAG